GUCGAACGAAAAAAAUUAGGAGAAAAUAUUUUUUUAAAAUAAUUUUCGGGAUCAAAAAAGCAGCAAAAUGUUGUUUUUGUUGGGACUUUUGCUGCUAAUUAGCGAAAUUAGAUGCGGAAUGUCCGUGAACAUUACUCUUAUAGAGCCGCAACCCAUAUGGAACAGCACCUUCACGGAUAAACUGAAAAAGGAUCUGCUGAUGAAUUACGAUCGUUUUGCGCGACCUGCGCAUCAUGAAAACGCCACAAAUGUCGACAUUAAGCUCUCCAUUCGACACAUUGACAUCAACGAGCAAAAAUCCAUCAUGACACUCAACGGAUGGACCAAAUUCUCGUGGAAUGACGACAAGCUGAAAUGGAAUCCAGCGGAUUAUGGGGGCUUGGAAUCCGUUCAUAUGGCAGAUCAUGAAGUGUGGCAACCGGAUAUUGUGUUGUACAAUUCGGCAUUGGGCAAUGAUAUUUCGCAUUACGGCAGAACGACGUGCAUCGUGUAUCACGGAGGGAAGGUUUUGUGGGUGCCGCCGUCGCAAUUUCAGGUAUUUUGCGAUUUGGAUUUGCGAAAAUGGCCAAAUGAUGUGCAAACGUGCAUGAUUAAAGUUGGUUCGUGGACCUAUUCGGGGAAUAUUCUUGAUUUGCAGUCCGAGACACCGGAGCUCCAACUGGUCAUCGAGAACCCCGAAUGGCAAAUCACUUCGAUGAAAAGUACUCGCAACGUCAAAAUGUACGCAUGUUGCACGGAGCCCUAUGUCGAUAUCGAAUACAACAUCACCGUAGCUCGUCGCUCCGAAAUGUACAAAAGUGUCGCUUUCACGCCCAUCACAAUUGUCGUCCUUUCGACACUCGCGAGUUUCUGGCUUCCCUCCGAAGCAGGCGAAAAAAUCAUCAUAAACUGCUUCAACGCCGUCAUUCUAACGAUUUUCAUCAAAUAUUUUUCAAACUUGUUGCCUGUCUCGGCAACGACUGUUCCGCUCGUCGUUUGUCAUUAUUGUUUGACGCUGUAUUUGGUGUGUUUUGCUCUCAUUCUCGGCGUGGUUGUCAUCAAAAUCGCGCGAAACAAGAAUGGAAAUGUACCGAAUGCGUGCAAAGUUGUCAUCGACAGUUGGUACGGAUCAUUUUUGGGUGUCACGAAUCCACGGGCGAAGCAAAAGGCGGCACAGGAGUUGAAAGAUGGCGCUUUUGAUGAUCAUCAAACGAGCGACGAUCAUCAAAUUAUUAGUUCAGCGGGACAUCAAUCGGGCGAAAAUGAGUUUUAUUGGUCGUUGUUGGGUAGACUCAUCGAUCGAACGGCAUUUUUGGUUUAUCUCGUCACGUUUGGCGUGAUGGCUUUGAAGCAUUUCUUGUAAUGCAAACCUCUAAAGUGUAUUAAAUUAAAUUUUUAAAUAUUUUGUCACUCUUUUCCGACUUUGACGAAAAAAUUCAAGAAAAAAAUAUAAAAAAAAAGUUAAAAUUUU
Molecule: messenger RNA, 1450 nt
Organism: Culicoides brevitarsis
Lineage: Eukaryota; Metazoa; Arthropoda; Insecta; Diptera; Ceratopogonidae
Product: acetylcholine receptor subunit alpha-like 1
Exons: 4
Coding region: 68-1342 (424 amino acids)
Biological process (GO): chemical synaptic transmission; nervous system process; monoatomic ion transmembrane transport
Cellular component (GO): neuron projection; postsynaptic membrane; plasma membrane
Molecular function (GO): transmembrane signaling receptor activity; acetylcholine-gated monoatomic cation-selective channel activity
Source: RefSeq, a predicted model, not a curated record